GUGCUCAAAACCCUAAGCCUGUUAAACCUGGAAAAGGGCAGCACAGCUUUUGCAAGGGCAGCACAAUUUUGCAUUGUGUUCCAACUUCCAAGCAUCAGCAGGGACCCCAGCCCGCAUUGAAAGAAAAGAUGGCGACAGCUGUUCCUGUCAUCGUUGCUCUGGAUUGGACGCCAAACACCAACCACACCGGCUUCUUUGUUGCCAAGGAGAAAGGGUGGUACGAACAAGAGGGGCUCGAUGUGAAAUUGCUGAGCCCGCACGUGGAUGGCUAUAAGAAGACCCCUGCUUCCAGGGUGACUGACAGAACUGCGACAUUUGCACUGGCGCCCUCAGAGACUGUUUUGAGCAACUAUACCAGCCCCGACAGAGACAACCUGGUGUCGGUGGCAACGCUCCUCCAAGAUGACCUCAGCGCAAUUGUGACGCUCAAGAGCAGCGGCAUUUCGCGGCCAAAAGAAUUGGACGGAAAGAAGUAUGCAUCCUACGGGGCGCGCUAUGAGGGUAGAAUUGUCCAGGCUCUGAUCAAAGCCGACGGAGGCAAAGGCGACUACGCGGAGGACACCCCUGAGAAACUGGGCAUCUGGGAGACGCUCCUGAAGGGGGAGGCCGACGCCACGUGGGUCUUCCGGGGGUGGGAGGGGGUCGAGGCGCAGCUCAAGGGGGUGGAACUGAACGACUUCGUGCUCAAAGACUUCGGGAUUCCGUACGGCUACUCCCCCGUAGUGGUCGCCCACCCGGACACGCUGCAAAACAAGCCGGAAGUCGUGCGCGCAUUUUUGAGGGCGACCGCGAAGGGCUUCGAGUACGCAUACAAGAACGUGGAGCUGGCGGCGAGCAUCCUAGAGGACCUGUCCAAGAAGGAAGAGCCAGGUUUGGAGUCCCCCCUAGACCCGAGCCUCGUGCUCGCGUCCCAGCGGGUACUGUCCGAACACUACCUAAAUGCGGACGGCCGAUGGGGCAUUCAAUCGGAUAAAGUGUGGGACACGUACCUUGAUUGGCUCUCCGCUGAGGGCUUGCUGACGUCAGCCCGGCAGUCACGUGCCCCGGUCGAGGGAGUCAGCGCGUCGCUAGACGAUCUGAGAGCGGGAAAGGUGGGGGAAAAGAUCUCGAGGGAGAGUGUAAAGUCUGCCGAGCUGUUUACGAAUGAGUACCUAGGUUAGGUGGAAAGGCUGCGCACUCAUGCACGCAAGAAAUUUUGUUCUUAAAUGGUCGAGUCCGCUGUGUUUACAUGAACCUUCCGCGUUGUUGCUUCGUGAGCGGAGCCCCGCUUUACAAAUGAGAUCGAACCAGUGAACCCCGCACAGCUCGCAUAGAAUCUAGCGGUAGACGACAAAGUGCAGGAGAACCCUUCUGCAAGCGUGAGGCUCAAAUUCUUGGAGUGCGAUUUCAAAAAUCAUGUUACGUUCAUUAUCAUGAUCAACCGCAACAAGGUCACAGGCUCCCCAACGUUACUAC
Molecule: messenger RNA, 1455 nt
Organism: Klebsormidium nitens
Lineage: Eukaryota; Viridiplantae; Streptophyta; Klebsormidiophyceae; Klebsormidiales; Klebsormidiaceae
Source: the annotation of a GenBank genome assembly